Messenger RNA from Gastrolobium bilobum, 476 nucleotides. Its product is annotated as basic blue protein-like. The record is from RefSeq and is a predicted model, not a curated record. The coding region runs from base 1 to 402 and encodes 133 amino acids. Gene Ontology annotation, cellular component: plasma membrane. Gene Ontology annotation, molecular function: electron transfer activity. The transcript is spliced from 2 exons. Lineage: Eukaryota; Viridiplantae; Streptophyta; Magnoliopsida; Fabales; Fabaceae.
AUGUCUCGGGGAAGAGGCAGUGCAUCUUCAGUUAUAGUUAUGGUCACUUUGAUUUCACUACUAUGCCUGUUGGUUAUGGUGGAACGCCAUAGUCCUGCAGCAAAAACACACAUCGUUGGAGGACCUGGGGGAUGGACCUUCAACACUGAUACUUGGCCCAUUGGACAAAAGUUUUUACAUGAUGAUGUGCUAAUCUUCAACUACGACCCAACGACCCACAAUGUGGUUGCCGUGGACAGCACUGGAUACAGCAACUGCAAGACGUCGCCGGCGAAUGCUAAAGUUUACAGUUCAGGGAAUGACCAAAUCAGGGUAUACAGAGGGAUGAACUGCUUCAUAUGCAACUUUACUGGUCACUGUGAAUCUGGGAUGAAGCUUGCCAUCAAUGCAGUAUUAAGAUAGAAUAGUUAAUGGUCAAUUAACCAAGAGUUUCUCUUUAAUUAUCCCAAAAUAAUAGUAUUAGUGUUUGAUCAUGU